AUGAUAGUCAUUCAGAACAUAUCCAUCUCAGACCCCAACGCACCCGCUGAAGUCCCACUGAUGAAUGGCCUAACAUUUGCUUCUCAUCGACAAGACGUAUCAGAGCAUCCCAGACACCUUCAUCACGCUGCAUUCCUAGGAUGUCCUCAAGAAAUUAGCUAUGGAGUCCUAGUCGCAGUUCCAGACCCGAUACACAUCCCAAAAUGUUCCGCCACGCAGCACUUGCUAAAGAACCUCCAAGCUGCAAGUUGCUGCAUUUCCCCGGACGUCCUUGAGAAAUUGGCUACAGAGUUCUGGACCCGAUGCGCGUUCAACAAUUCUCUCGCAUUGCUUCGCAGCGGCCAGCUGCUGACGAACCUCCAAGCCGCAGCCCUACGUGUCGUAGCUUCGUCUGAACACACAACUACGCUCUGUGAAGGUGAGUUCAUGUCCUUUGACAGCAUUAUCGGUAUCUCACUUGUAGAAGCCCCAUCUAUCUGGACUUCCAGGAAACGGAGGCCGAGACUGCGAAGCCUACGCCACGGAAAUGCAGACAGCUUAUCAAGAACUGACCAUCUUGAAAGGCAGAAUGACGUGGUGCAUGAGGAAGGAGAUGAACAUGGCGCGGGCGAGGAUAGCACUGAUUCGCUUCCGGUGGACAAAUCUAUUGAUUACAAUGCUAUUCUUUACACCUCCACCAAAGAAGGGCGAUUGUGA
Molecule: messenger RNA, 696 nt
Organism: Suillus subaureus
Lineage: Eukaryota; Fungi; Basidiomycota; Agaricomycetes; Boletales; Suillaceae
Exons: 7
Coding region: 1-696 (231 amino acids)
Source: RefSeq, a predicted model, not a curated record